This is a messenger RNA of Xylaria bambusicola, 1201 nucleotides long. RefSeq lists its product as uncharacterized. Bases 186 to 1043 code for a protein of 285 amino acids. NCBI's taxonomy places the organism in Eukaryota, Fungi, Ascomycota, Sordariomycetes, Xylariales, Xylariaceae. The transcript is spliced from 2 exons. Gene Ontology annotation, molecular function: copper ion binding. The record is from RefSeq and is a predicted model, not a curated record.
UUACCCAACUGCUUCCACCCACGUAAUUUCUUCCGUCCGUCCAAAUAACCCCUCUUUCGGAGCCCCUCUUUCCAAACAUCAACAACAAGCACAUUUGAGCUUCAACAGACGUUUGACGUUUCAUACGUCAACAGUCGUAAAGUCCUGUGAACUGAAGCUCAUACUAUCUUUAACACUUAUAUGCUAUGGCGAUGCCUCAUCUCGGCCUCGAAAUCCCUGCUUUCGGUGCUUCAGCCGCCCUCAGCGCCGUCGCUCUCGGAGCUACUCGGAUCGAGUUGAACGCCCUGGGGUCAUACGGAGAGGGUGGCUUGACGCCCUCCCCUGAGGAUCUGAAACAAUUCACGUCUACAGCUGAUCAGAGCCCACCGCUUCGGAUCAUGAUUCGGCCACGGGGCCCUCCUAGUUCGUCUAUAACAUUCGAAGCUAAUGGGGUGAGUCGAAGGGAUUUCCUAUACACUGACGAGGAAUUCGAAGAAAUGGAAGCAAGUAUCAAAAAAUUCACCAACAUGGGAUUACUGAGUGCGGAUCGAGGUGAUGGUUUUGUGUUUGGAAUCUUGAAGGAAUAUGAGAAUGGUGAAGGUGAAGAAUGCGCAAGAAGGCUGUGGUGUCAGAUCGAUACAGAAAGAUGCGCCCGUCUUGUGCAGGCUGCGCAACCGCUGAAGUGUGUUUUUCACCGCGCUUUCGAUGAGAUUAUCAGCUGUGAUAAUGCUACUUCUGACAGCUUUGUUCACCGGGUAUGGGAGACGGGUCUUGAAGCUGUAGCGGAUUGUGGGUUCGAUGGCAUCCUAACAUCUGGUGGAUUAGGAAGGGCGGUUGACAAUAUGAAGACGCUAGAACAAGUUAUAAAGAAAGCAAGGACGCUGCGGAUUGAAAUCAUAAUUGGCGGUGGGGUGAGGACAGCUAAUAUUGGGCGAAUCACACAACAACUUGAGUUGAAAACACAAGCCGACUCUGUCUAUCUUCACUCGGCCUGCCUCCAUGGAAAUGACAGCGAGCACAUCAACCCUCAAGAAGUGCAAGGCAUACUAGCUCAGCUAAGAUAACCUUGAGGCUAGAGCAUGAGAAUAUCAAGUCAAAGGCUGCAGAAGGAAGUUUCCAGCCACAAGAGAUCUAUCGCUCCGCCUUCUCAUCAGAAAUGAUACUUCAGCAAGAUUCUUUCCUGCUUACAAAGUCCAAUAUUUCCUCAAGGGGAGUCCUUCGA